GCAUGGGAUCGGGGCCUCCCCUCCUCCCGACGCAGCUUCCUCUUUGGGCCCCUGGGGCUUCAGGCAGGAAGUGAGGCAAGUUUCCAGGAAAGAGGAGGAAGAGAGAAGCAGCUGCUGGCCUUGACAGUAUUAGCAGCCCAUGAUCCAAUGUGGGUGGUGGGCUCUUUGCCCUUUCUCCCAUUGCUGUGGUGGGUCUCCAGAGAGCUUUGGAGGCCGCUUUGAAGCAGAGGCCGGGUGGCAUCUGUCCCAGGGGUGCUUUGGGGUGUCUUCCUUCCUGGCAGAACCGGGGUCGGACUGGAUGGCCCUUGGGUCCCUUCCUACUCUAGGAUCCUGCCAUUCCGUAUAGAUCUGUCUGUCUGAACACUGAGUGUAAACUUUGGCUUUGGGUUGUGCAUUUUCUGAACACGCCUUGUAUGCUUGCCUUUCGCUAAAUAAAAGCCAUCUUGCACAAGAUGCACCUUGUGAAAUCCUUGGUGUGUUCACAUUUGUGUGGGCUCUGUGUGUGUGUUGGGGGGAAUAAAACCGCCUGGUUUGUUGUGGCAUUCGAUGGUCUGAGAGGGAGGAGGGCCACCGAUGUCCAGCCAUGAAGGCUGUAGGGCCCUCUGGCCUGGGGCAGGGUGCCACUUGCGGUGGGCACAUCUCGGGUGGGUGCUCCUUGGGGCCCAUGGCCGAGAGACUGCCCCAGAACUAAGGGCUCCCCAAACCAACCCCGGAAUGAGGCGUCUGCCUCGGGAGCCUGGCGGCCUUGCCUUGCCCUCCUCCUCCUCCACCUCGCCCAAGGCUGCCAUUGCUCCCGAGCCCCCGGUGCCCUCUUCGGGCCAAAGGAGGGCUGCCCACACGAAGGAAAGGAAGGGCGCCCCUGGCAGGCCUCUGGGCACAGGGGGCAUCUUGCCCAUCCGAGGGAGGCCCUCCGGCAGCUGGGCUGAGUCCUUGCGGGGGAAAGCCUUGGGCUGGAGGGAGCCAUGAGCCCCGGAGGGAGGAGGAGGAGGAGAGGCAGCAGGCAGCCCAGCCCCGGCCGGUUCCCGCAGAGAGAGCAGCCUCUUUGCCCGGAAAAGGGGGGCAGCCAGGAGGAGGGAGACUCGGUCCGGAGGCUUUCGCUUUCCCUUUCGCUUUGGCUUCCCUCCGGUGCCUCUCCCGCGAUCGUUCCGGUAGUUCCCCUCCAUUUGGAAGUGAGCCUCACCCCAAAGGAGGACCUCUCUCUGGACAACUGGACCUUCUGCCCAGGGACUGACGGACCGACUGACUGGGCUCCGGCCACCUGUCUUUUCCAAAAUGGCUUCUAAGGAUGUGCUCAUGGCCGGCCCUCUCUGCCUCAUUGAGAACCAACCGGACGGGGAGCUGGUGGUGCAAGAGGAGGCCGCGGGGCUCCUGGCUCAGAUCCGCCAACCGGUGGUGGUGGUGGCCAUCGUGGGGCUGUACCGGACGGGCAAAUCCUACCUCAUGAACCGGCUGGCCGGCAAGAGGAAAGGUUUCUGCCUGGGCGCAACAGUGCAGGGGAUGACCAAAGGCAUCUGGAUGUGGUGCCUCCCGCACCCCAAAAGGGCUGACUGCACGCUGGUGCUGCUGGACACAGAGGGCUUGGGGGAUGUUGGGAAGGGAGACACGCAGAACGAUGCCUGGAUCUUUGCUUUGUCCAUUCUCCUCAGCAGCACCCUUGUCUACAACAGCAUGGGCACCAUUGACCAGAACACCCUGGAGAAGCUCCAAUACGUCACUGAGCUGACCAAAAAAAUUAGGACAAAGUCUUCCAUGAAGCCCCUCCGGGAGGAAGAGAACGCUUCGGAAUUUGUCCGCUUUUUCCCAGCCUUCAUCUGGGCCGUGCGGGAUUUCACGCUGGAGCUGGAGAUAGACGGGCGCCUGGUCAGCGACGACGAAUACCUGGAGAACGCCCUGAAACUGCAGAAAGGUGACACAGAACAGAUUAAAAAAUGCAACAUGCCCCGGUUGUGCAUCCGCCAGUUCUUCCCUUCCCGGAAAUGUUUCACUUUUGACCGGCCGGCAAGCAAGAAGAAUUUGCGUCGGCUGGAGGAACUGGAAGAAGACGACUUGGAGGAAGAGUUCCUCAAACCCAUGGCCCGUUUCUGCCAACACAUCUGGAAGACCUCCAAACCGAAGACAGUCCCCGGGGGCCAGGCUGUGACUGGAGCAAUGCUGGCAAACCUGGCAAAGACCUAUGUGGGUGCCAUCAACAGCGGCCAGGUGCCCUGCCUGGAGAACGCGGUCCUGGCCCUGGCGGAGAUUGAGAAUGCUGCUGCCAUGCGCGAAGCCCUUUCCUGUUACGAGGAGCAGGUGGGGAACCGAGUGAAGCUGCCCACUUGCACCAUGGAGGAGCUUUUGGGGGUGCACGCCGAAUGCGAGAGGGAGGCCACUGGGCUGUUCCUGGCCCGUGCCUUUGGGGUCAGCAUCAAGGAGUUCCAGGAGGCGCUCGAGGAGGAGCUGAAGCGGAGGAAGGAGGAGCUCUGCAAGAGGAACGAACAGGUCUCCUUCGUCCGCUGCUCUGCUGCGCUGCUGGAUCUCUCCCAGGAGCUGGAAGAAGGGAUCCGCCUGGGCCUCUUCUCAGUGCCUGGGGGCUACAGGCAGUUUCUGGAGAAACGGCAUGAAAUUGAGGAAAAAUACCGCUUGCUGCCUGGCAAAGGCAUUCAG
Messenger RNA from Sceloporus undulatus (fence lizard), 2643 nucleotides. Its product is annotated as guanylate-binding protein 1-like. Lineage: Eukaryota; Metazoa; Chordata; Lepidosauria; Squamata; Phrynosomatidae. The record is from RefSeq and is a predicted model, not a curated record. Gene Ontology annotation, molecular function: GTPase activity; GTP binding. The transcript has 9 exons. The annotation marks the transcript as partial.